GGUGCUUCAAGAUCCCGAGUGGAUCUAUGGGCCAUCGAUGACCCGGCCCGUUCUUUCUCGAAACUGAUCGAUCGAGGGAGCGAGCGAGGGAGGAGCUCGGGCACAGCGAGGAGAAGACAUUUCGAUUUGAGGAGUCAUACUUUAGGGUUUAGGGGCAUCGAAUCCGAGGACAUUGGGCGCGCGAGGAAGCUCUGCAAAUUUCGUUGGAAAGCAGAAUUAGAUUGGUUGGAGCUGCACGCGGUUAAGGUGGACUUUGCAGAUUUGUCGAGGAUGGAAUGUGUAGUCAUUUGCAGGUGUUAGAAAUUUUGUGACAGAGUGUAGAAUUUUGCCAGGGCGUGGAAAUUCAUUCCGGGGUAGUGGGGCUGUGGGACGGUUUUGAACGGCAGAGGUCGUUGGAAGAAUUGAGUGGCGCUCGAGCGGAAGAUGGACGGGAAUGGACCGCAGGACGGACAGAGACACAUGAUGGAUCAGCAGCAACAGCAGCCCGGGGGUUGGUAUGGUGCUAACCAGCACAAUCCGUAUAUGGUGCCUCAAGCUUAUAAAUGGCCGUCUCAUGAUCCGUCUGUACAACAUUAUGCACAGCCUUCGGGUCAACCUUAUGGACAGCCUGACUAUUAUAUGCAACCCCAACAGUAUGGUCCCCCUCUGCACCAGGCUGAGGCCCAGCCUCAACAACCACAGCACCAAGGACAUAUGUAUGUUCAGCAAGAACAGGUGCGAGAUCGUUCAUACUUACAUAAUUUUGAAAGGUUCGAUGUAACUAAGGUGUUCUCACGUCUGCCGAUAGCUUGUCCACCCUUCCGUACGCUUUGCGGUAUAAUGACUAGUUCCAACUCUUUUCUGCGAUGUCACCAUAAUUUUGUCAAAAAUUCUGGGUUUUAUGUCAGAUAGUGCUAUGCAGUCUGUCAUGUUCAGUUUUAAGCUCCAAGAGAUGUAGAGCGCCCAGUCAUCUUCAUGGCAAGCGAAUUUGAAGAGGUCUGCGUCAGACCCGGAUAUUUUCUGAGCGGGAAUUAUAGCCCGGAGUAUGUUCGACGUGUUUUCAUCUUUGAGCCUGCCCAAUUUUGGACUGGACCAUCUGUGUGUGAUUUUCGCUCUUCGUGUCCUCAUUAUAUGUUCUGGGGAAGUUACGUCUGGAUUUGGCUUCCUGACAGGGAGCUUCUUCAUUGAAAGUCAUUCUUCACCCGUUGGAUGCGAUGGGGGGUUUUCCCUAACUUAUCUGAACAAUUCUCCAAGUCGAAUCUGCACAUGAUUAUUGUGUUCGCGUUGAACGGCGGAGAGCAGCAUACUGGAUGACUGAUUGCUCACACUGAGCCUGUGAGAAACUAUUGUGUCGUCUGCUGUGUUUUGCUCCAGUUAGCAUCUGCUCAAUCGGAUACUGGAAACGAUUAUCGGAAACCUUGAGAUCAGUAGUGGGCAGAAUUUCGCAGUUCACAUUACUGCUGUAGUCAAGACUAUAUAUAUGCGUCAGUUUUAAGUAAUAUAACCGUCGGAAUUCGAGAUCUGCCUCGUUCAUCACAUUACUUCGAUACCAAGUUUUCACUACAAAACUGAUUUCGGUGUAAUCUGAUGCACAAGGUACAGGUUUUGGCUCGUAUCACUUCGAGGUGUUUCCCGUAAAGCUACAGGACCUUGUAAUUGAGUGUUUUACCAAAAUUGCAGGAAACAAACUUUGAUUAGAUAUGCAAAGUAUAUCCUAUGGACCAUGGAUAUCUUUGAGGCUUUUGCCAAUUACUGGUGUGAUGCAAUAAUAACCAGUUUCAGAUAUUAAUGUGCGUCCAGGUAUUGCAAGAUUACUGGUUUUUUGACCAACCUUGUCAGGAGGUUGUUCAAUAAGACCUUUUCUGUUUGUGAAAGUGGGAGGUGUCGUGCUCUGGACGAAUGUUGAGCUUUGUCGUAUCUACUGACAUCAGAAAUGAGAUUGUGAGUGACGUAGUAUCUGAUCUUGGAAUUUCUUGUAACAUAUUUUGUGCCUCUGCUUCACUAACGUGAUCGUAUGGUUUCCCUUCCAGGUGUGGCCUGCGAACAACACGUGGAAUCAGCCUCAGUGGAAUUAUCAAGGUGCAAGCACUGGUUCAGAGGAGGAGGACUGGGCAGCCAAAGCAAGAGCCUGGGCCACAGCUAAAGCUGCACAAGAGGCAGCUCAUCAAGCUCAGUUACAAGCUCAAGCUCAAGCUCAAGCACAGGUCCAGGCGCAAGCCCAGCCAGUCCUGUCGCAGCCUGAGCAAAGUUAUCAGGAAUAUCCUCAACAGCCUCCUCAAGCUGCUCAGCGCCCACCCGAGGCUGUCCGACCCCCAACUCUACAACCCCCCGGUCAAGAAGCUUCUCAUAGCUUCUCGCAUGAUGCUGCCACAAAUUUCGGGCAAGAGACACACAGUUUUCCUCAAGAAACGACGGCGGCUUAUGGACAGGGAGACCCUCCUCCAAGCUUUACUCAAGAAGGAGCGCCAUCGACUUACUCCCAAGCAGGCCAUGCACAGGUUGUUCCUAGCAGCUAUCCACAGGAUGUGUCGUCAAGUUAUGGCCAGGAUACUGCACAUGCAGCGCCCCCAGGGACAGAGCAGCACGAACAGUCCAAUCUGCAGCUCUCUCGUCCUCCACCUGCCCCCGUCUUGCAACAGCAGCAGUCACAAUCAUCCCCGUUGCCAGUUCAAGUUCCAUCAUUGCCUCAACCCCAGCAGUUCUCCUAUCAAGAUUCUGCCCCACCUCCUCCUUUUGAUUUCCACCAGCAGCAGCAGUUUGACUUUCAGCAACCUCCGUCUCAAGACUAUCAGCAGCCGCCCUCAACACCAUACAUACCUCCUGCUCCGUCUAUGCCCUCCUUAGGGAUGGACGGCACUGAUGUGAGUUUUGGUGGUCUUCAGAGUGGGAUGCCCGUGUGGCCACCUCUGGGUGCGCCAGGCAUAUCUUUUCCUCCAGGAUUAGGACCUGGCGGUCCUGGUAGUCACCCUGGACCACAGUUCGAUCACCCUCACCAUAGUCAUCCACACCUCCAGACUCAUCCCAUGCAUGGUCAUCAACCACUAAACAUGUUUCCUAGAUCUCAUGGGCCGCCACGUGGGCCAGGUUUCCGCCCAGCCGGACCUCCUCUAGGUGGUCCAUUUGGGUUUGGAAGUAGCCCUUCUUUAGGGCAAGGCCCAGGUGCAGGGGUUGGGCCUGUUUUCUUGCCUGACAGCAAUGGAAAUAUGGGUGCUCCUGACCGUCCAAAGAAGGCACCCGUUCCUUCGUGGUUGCGUGAAGAAUUACUCAAAAAGAAACCUGCUGUCGGCCCGAGCAGUUCGACUGUUGUUUCUUUGACAGAAGACUUUGUUCGGGCAAAUGGAAGUGAAUCCGCCGCAGGUUCGGCACACAAGGUGGGAACAGCUGAGAGGACGAGAAGUGAUUCUUCUGGACCAAGUGACAAUGACGAAGAUGACGAGGAUGAGGCUGAGGCAGCAAGGACAGCUCAAAUGAACCAGGAGAUUAAGCGUGUCCUGACCGAGGUGCUUUUGAAGGUUACUGACGAUUUAUUUGACGAGAUAGCGCAAGAAAUUUUCGAUGAAGAUGAGCAAGUUGAAGAAGGACAAAGUCAGAAACCCCUACCAAUGGAGACUGAUAAGAGAGUGAUCCUUCGGUCCAACUCCUCCCCAUCCCCCCCUGCCGCGCCGAGUCUCGUCGCGCCUGCAAGGGUACUGGUCGCCCCAGCAAAUCGCACUAGAGCACCUAGUGAAGAUGAUAGUGAAAGCAUAAGCUCUGGCGCUCCUCUGGGUAAUGUUCUUGGUCUUGCUAGCUACGCCUCAGAUGAUGAAGGCGGAGAACGUGCACUUAAACCAUACUCCAAUUCUGUACAUCCAGACGUCAGUGAUGAUCCACAGAAUCAAAGAGGGAAGACCGAAGAGAAGAGAAGUGAGAGAAAAGGUGCUAAAGUACCUGAGGACGAUGAUACUUUCGAGGAAAGAAAGGGCAGAGAAGUGGAAAUUAUUUUGCCUGUGAACUCCGAACGAAAGGAGAAGAAAGAGAAGGAAGUAGUUGCAAGAGAAAAGGAAAAAAGAGAUGGCGAAAGCGACAAGAAAGACAGGGAGAAGGAGAGGAAGGAUAAGAAAAGCAAGGAGGUGGAUCGCGAGAGGGACAAGAAAGAAGCGGAUAGCAACAAGAAGGAGAGGGAGAAGGAAAGAUCUAGGGAUAGAGACGGGCGAUUGCGAGAUAAAGCGGUAGAUAGCGAGGAGAAGAAAAAGGAGAUGAGAUCAGAGUCCAAAGGUAGGAAGCGCUCUAAUGAAGAUAGCAACAGUAGUGACCAGGAUGCCAGAAGUCCUAGAAGAGCCCGACACUGGGAAACCGAACGAACGACUACGAACUUCUCAGAUCACGUAGGUAGAGACAAGAUUGACUCGGAGGUAUCUGGGCGGCCUUUCAAAAGUGGAACUUCACGGAGCCAAAUUGGUCUGAAAGAAGACAGGCACGGUAAUUCAAAUUCUCGAGUGAAAGCAACCGAAGCUCAUGUGGAUGUGGAACGCGAAGAUCGCAGUUCUAGUGGUGGGCAGGUGCAAGGAAUGAUUGCAACGAAGGACUAUAACAAAGCCGAGUUGAAGCAUGAGAGACACGUAAAAGAUACCAAACUUCAGUCAAAUGAUGGAACAGGUGGUACGAUAUCUGGUGGAAUCAAAGCACGUGUGGAAGUUAGUGAAACUGUAGCGAAGAAGGUCGAAGACGGUAACAAGGAUCAUGAGCGCUCUAAGCAUCGGAGUCGCGAUGGAGAUAGAGAGGUAGAUGGGAAGUCGGAACGGAGUAGAGAAAAGGCUCGAGACAAAGACCGCGAAAGAGACACAGACAAGAUUUAUGGCAAGGACAAGACUCGAGAGUCAGAGCGUGGAACAGACCGAGAGAAAUCUAAGGUUGAAAGGGGCAAAGAUCGUGGCAGAACCCAUGAGAGGGAAAGAAGAAAAGGGGAAAAGGAUCGCACCGAAAGAGGCCGAGAAAAGCGAAAGGACUCUAGGGAUUCUAAAAGGAAUAAGCACAGGUCUUCCUCAGGAAGUAGUAGGGGAAGAAGUCCCUCCUCCAGCCAUGAAAGCAGUUCUGGUGACGAUAGGAGCAAGAGUCCAAAGCAGAGGAGGCUUGGCAGAUCCAACAGGCGGCUCAGUGUGUCUCGAUCACCUGUGAGAUUUAGAAGAAGACGAUCCUCGCGCUCUCGUUCACGGUCUCCUCCUAGCAAGUAUUCUCAUCGCAGGCAUUCCCCUUCUCCUUCUCGUGAAAGCGAUAGGCAUAGAUGAUACUCUCCGGAGAAACAACUGAAAGACAACCUGCGACAGAGAGGAUCGUGUCUAUACCAUUGCGGAUCGGCAGUUUUGACAGCAGCAGUCAAGUUACAUGUAAUAUGAAAGCGAAACCACUCCCAGUUUACCACGGCAGGCACCCAUUUGCUCUUUGGUUUAAAUGGUCUCUGCUUGAUGUCAAGAUCCAGAUCCUGCGGACAAUAAAACAGUUGUGUUAUGUCUGCCACGAUGUCAAUCAAGAGCUGCCUGGCUAGGUCUUUAUCAUCUAGUAGUUACACAUUUUCAUGGUCAGAAAAUACAGGCAGAUGGAAGGGUUGGAAUAUUUUGUCAGCAGUUUCAAGUAGGUAAGUUGGGCCGUCCCUUGUAAGUUAAUGGUUCUUUGGGACCAAUCAGUAUGUUAAUAUCAGAGCGUUUGCCAGAUGCUGUGUAAAUUGUUACAUUUUACUUGAGUCCCCGCGUCGUUCGUUCUGCUG
Molecule: messenger RNA, 5719 nt
Organism: Marchantia polymorpha subsp. ruderalis
Lineage: Eukaryota; Viridiplantae; Streptophyta; Marchantiopsida; Marchantiales; Marchantiaceae
Source: the annotation of a GenBank genome assembly